UCUGCCAGCCUGGAUCGCACAGAGCCCUGCUUUCUGGAACCUCGGGGGACAAGAGGAGGUGACCUCGGUACACUUCUCGAGUCCCCGUCUCCCGGCUCUCCUCCCGGUCCCCGGCCCGCGCCCCAGCCGACCGCAUGGUGCUUCUGGCGGGGCCCGGGCCGGAGGGCGGCGGAGGGCGCUGCGUGUCUCCGCAGCCGCCGUCCUCACCUCGGGAAACGAAGACCAGUGAAGACCCCAGUGACUACGAGGAGUACGAGGACUUCUCGCGUCUGCCCGACACCCAUAGCAUCGCCUCGGACGACUCCUUCUACCCUACCCUGAGCGAGGAGGAGUACAGUGCCGGGAGCGUGGAGAGCAUUCUCGAGGGAGUCCCAGAGGGCGUCCCGGAGGCGGCAACCCUUCUGCGCGCCGCCUGCGCCAACAACGUGGGGCUGCUGAGAGCGCUGGUGCGGCGGGGACCCCGCGCAGAGGAGGUGCAGGAGACCGAUUCGAACGGCCGGACUGGCCUUAUCGUCGCCUGCUACCAUGGCUUUGUGGAUACUGUGGUGGUCUUAGCAGAGUGUCCCCACAUUGAUGUCAACUGGCAGGACAACGAAGGGAACACGGCCUUAAUCACAGCUGCACAGGCAGGGCACGCCACCAUCACCAACUACUUGUUGAACUACUUCCCUGGUCUGGACCUUGAAAGGAGGAAUGUGUUUGGGUUCACGGCCCUGAUGAAAGCUGCCAUGCAGGGCCGAAUGGAGUGCAUCCGAGCCCUGAUGCUAGCAGGAGCAGAUGUCCACGCAAGGGACCCCCGCCGUGGGAUGUCACCCCAGGAGUGGGCCAUUUACACGGGGCGGUUUGAAGCAGCGCGCCUCAUCCAGAGGCUGCUGGAGCGACCCUGCCCCGAGCAGUUUGGGGAAUGGUACAGGCCAGAGCUACUGCUGCCCCUUGAGGGGGCUUCGAGGCCUGCGGACUCCAAAACCUGCUUGCAGAGGCUCAGCAAGUUUAUGCGGUCCACGCUGACUUCCCGCUCGCGCCGGGGCCUGGAGGAUGGAGGGGCCCUGGACCACAUGGUCAGGAUGACUACCAGUCUCUACAGUCCUUUUGUGGCCAUCGCCUGCCACACUGUGUGCCCUGAGAACCCCCCUUGUGUGGGGAAAAGGCGGCUAGCGGUGCAGGAAAUCCUGGAGGCUCCUGGGGCCCUGGACACCUAUGUCCAGGAGAGGGACAAGGCGGAGGGCACCAAGGAGCAAAUCCGGACCUCCCACACCGUGAGCAUCUCCAGAGAGGGGGCCCUGAGAGCCAGCCUCCCAUCUCCUCAGCAGCCAGGUGCCCCACGGAAGGCCAGCCUCCUGCCCCUACAGCUGCUAAGGAGGAGCAGCGUGCGGCCGGGCUUGGUCAUCCCCAGGGUGCGCAUCACCAAGGCGCCGGCGCCCACCUUCCAGCCCGAGCGGGCGCACGCGAAGGGCAGCACCAAGGACAGCUCCCACCUGCAGCUCCCCAAGUGGAGGUACAAGGAGGCCAAAGAGGAAAAGAGGAAGGCGGAAGAGGCGGAGAGGCAGCGGGCGGCGGCAGCGCAGAAGGAAAGGCGAGUGGCGCCCUGGAGGAAACGGACGUGAGGAGAGCCGGGUCUGAGUGAGGCGCCACCCGGAGCCCCGAGAGGGGUCCGCGGGGACGCUGCGGGGCUCCGCUCCAGGAAGGGUGCGCCUCCCGCCCGCCCUCGCUGCUCAGGGCCCUCCGGAACAGUACCCUCUGCGGGGCCCGGAAAGCUAUCCGUGUUUGUUCAGGCUGCACCCAGGAGUGGUCUGGGCGCAACACAGAUUGCUUUGCCUAAAACCAGUUCCCCUAGCAAUCAAUACACCUAGUAGGCAAUUUGCCUAAAUGUCUGCCUUUAGAACAAGAAAAUUUUUAAAAUCAAUUUAUCCAAGGGUGAUUUCUGUAUAAUAUUUUAAUCAUGAUCAAAUUUUCAACAUUUUACUGGUGGUGGGGCUGUUUGUAUUUAAGACAGUUUUAAUGCACUUUUCUGAAGAUCCUUUGUUUAAAAUACUGUUUCUAGCAAUAACUGUGAUAUCUCUCUGAUUUCAUAUGGAAUUUGUGAAAUUCUCCCCCGUUUUGCUCUUUUUGAUCUUGCCUUUCCUUCUCAUCUUGGGUGGAUGUAACCCUGUAUGUUCUUUUUAAUUUGAUUAAGUGAUGCCAAAUAUUUGUUUCUAUUUGAUGGAGGCAUUUUUACGCAAAAUGAUCAAGUGAGACAGGAAUCAGAUUUCUUUGUAUCAUAUUUUUUAAGCUCUUAUUUAUACAGUAAUAAUAGUGAAGAAAAACCUAUUGUCAAAGCAUGAAAUGGUGCAUAGAGAAAUGUGUAUUUAUUGCUACAACUAACCUCAUUUUAAGCAAGAGAUUUUAGGUAAGCCGGAUAUAAAAUCUUUACCAUGUUCAAAAAUAGAUAGAAGAGGAAAAACUUUUUAAUAAAAUGGGAGCAACUCUAACAAAUUAUUAUUAGAAAUACAAAAUUCAGUCAUGUGCUCUUUGAUAAAUUGAAUUCAAUGUUCUUAAAAUAGGAAAAAAAGGCAAAAAGAAUAAGGAACCCAGAGUGAAAACCAGUGAAGUGGAGGGUGAUGCUGUCAUCUAGAGGAACAGGGAUUAGAGUUGGCUGUGAAGCGCCCUCCUGCUAGGCAAACUCUCUGCGAGCGAGCGGGCUGCCAGGCUCCCUCCCCCAGACUCCGCUCCGGAGAUUUCCUGAUGUGAACUUUUAUUUUUCCUUUGAUAACUGCUCCGAGGUUCGGUUCGUCCUCAUAUUGACUUUGUAGGGUUUCUAAGAUGUGGGGACUUUGGCAGAGCAUGGACGUGACUUGCCCUGGGCCCCAAGCUCUCAGUGGGACUUUCUUGUCCAUAGGUUUUUUGUUUUUUGUUUUUAAAUCUGUAAAGCACUGAAAAAUUCUACUGGCCGUGUGGGUUGUAGAGUAUGUCACAUAUGCACUACUGACAGCACUUUAUUUAAAUAGUAUCCUGCUUGGAAGCUCUAGAUUUAAAAUGUUACAGACUGAAUUAGAAGGUCUUUAUUAUAAUCCCGGAUUCGUAGGUCAAAGCGUGCUCCCCGGCUCCUUGGGGGCCAAUGCCUGGCUGCCUCAUGCUGCAAGUGGGAGCAGGAUUGGCCUCCCCUGUUUCUUCCCGCUCAGCACCAUCAGGCAUUGAGUGAUCAGGGGUCUCACACUUACCUCGCAAAGCCCUCCAUAUUGCCUAGUGCACCUGAACUGAUGGGGAAUAGUUGUGAUAAUUCAGCUUUGAAAGCCAGACUGUAGUGAGUUCCUUCCUUAUCUCAGAAAGGGAAAAUAAGAAUGGCACAGAGGUCUGUACCCACUGUGAGCAUCACUGGUAGUAGUUGGUUGCAGGUGCCCCUUAUGCCCAAGAGCUCGGAUUGGCCAAGCUCCCU
This is a messenger RNA of Pteronotus mesoamericanus, 3412 nucleotides long. RefSeq names its product ankyrin repeat domain 33B (gene ANKRD33B). The record is from RefSeq and is a predicted model, not a curated record. Lineage: Eukaryota; Metazoa; Chordata; Mammalia; Chiroptera; Mormoopidae. The coding region runs from base 135 to 1604 and encodes 489 amino acids. The transcript is spliced from 4 exons. Gene Ontology annotation, molecular function: protein binding.